Messenger RNA from Echinops telfairi (small Madagascar hedgehog), 5323 nucleotides. RefSeq names its product Abelson helper integration site 1 (gene AHI1). Bases 223 to 3963 code for a protein of 1246 amino acids. NCBI's taxonomy places the organism in Eukaryota, Metazoa, Chordata, Mammalia, Afrosoricida, Tenrecidae. Gene Ontology annotation, biological process: motile cilium assembly. The record is from RefSeq and is a predicted model, not a curated record. The transcript has 29 exons. Gene Ontology annotation, molecular function: protein binding. Gene Ontology annotation, cellular component: ciliary basal body.
UGUCAGCCUGGCGCUGAUUCUUGAACCUGUGGAAUGCCUUCUGAAACCAUCUUUUAAAAGAAGCCUUCCUGUUGCUUUUUCCAAAUAGAAAACUCAUCACGUUGAUUCGUCUCGUAGUGACUCUAAAGGACAGAGUAGAACUGUUCCUCUGGUCUUCUUUAUAGAAUUCUGAUUCCAGCUAUGUUUUACAUUACUGCACAGUGCUCUCCAUAAAACUCAGAUAUGCCCACUGUUGAGAGUGAAGCCAAAGUGAAAACCAAAGCUCGCUUUGAGGAGUUGCUGAAGAGCCACAAUGAUCUGGCACGGGAAAGGAAGAAGCUGCGGAGAAAGAUCGCCAGAUCCGGAGAGAGCAUCUCCAGUGACCCUUUUAGAUGCAGCCUUCAGAAUACUAAAGAGACCGACAGUGAUGACGGAAGCGUCACUAGCGCUGAUAAUCCUGAGAAGAGUGUGCGCAUCUCCAAAAACAAGCUCAAGAAUGCGCAACCGAUUGAAAAUCCAAUUGAUGAUGCUUGUGUAGAGGGGGGGAAACAGGGAAAGUCAAAGAAAAAGGUUACAAGAGCGAUGCUGCACGUGUCUACGCAGGACACGGACCUGGAGACGCGUGAGAGGAAAGUGGACCCCACACAGCAGAAAGCACGAGCAGCCUCCCAGUUGGGCGCUGCUCCGCUGAAGAGCGAGAAGACAGAUGAAGGAAGGGAGCGUAAUGAUAUCGCUGAGGAAGAAGAGCUACUGCACGUCUAUCAGCUCCAGGUCGCUGAAGAAAUGGCUAAGGAAAUUAAGAAGAAAAUACGAAGGAAACUGAAAGAACAGUUGACCUAUUUUCCUCCAGAUACUUCCCUGCAGGAUGACCAAUCGAGCACUGAGAAAAGGAUAAAGAAAAAGAAGAAAGUUCCAGUCCCGUCGAAAGCUGAAGCAAGACCGUUGACCACCUCUGAACUUGAACGUGACAAAGUUGAAAGUGAACAAAAGAAGGACCCUCCCGUUGGAGCAGUAACUUUAGAUUCCCAUCAAGAUGAUGAGCUGAACACAACCCAACAACAUGUAGAAGAUGGCACGGAAGAUGACAAAAAACCCCAGCCCCCCAACAUAAAGAAGAAGGCCAAAGCAGUUUCAGAUGAUCACGAAGACACUGAUGGUGAUGGUGUUCAUGAAGUAACAAGUCGAGAUAGCCCAGUGUACCCCAAAUGCUUGCUUGAUGACAACCUUGUCCUGGGAGUUUACGUUCAUCGAACCGACCGACUCAAAUCAGAUUUUAUGAUUUCUCACCCAAUGGUAAAAAUUCAUGUGGUUGAUGCGAAUACGGGUCAAUAUGUCAAGAAAGACGAUAGCGAACGGUCUGUUUCAUCAUACUAUGAGAAAGAGAAUGUGGAUUAUAUUCUUCCUAUUAUGACCCAGCCGUAUGAUUUUAAACAGUUAAAAUCAAGACUUCCAGAAUGGGAAGAACAGAUUAUAUUUAAUGAAAACUUUCCCUAUUUGCUUCGUGAUCUUGACGAGAGCCCUAAAGUUAUACUAUUCUUCGAGAUUCUCGACUUCUUAAGCAUGGAUGAAAUUAGGAAUAACUCGGAGGUUCAAAACCGAGCGUGUGGUUUUCGGAAAAUUGCCUGGGCAUUUCUGAAGCUUCUAGGAGCCAAUGGAAAUGUAAACAUCAAUUCGAAACUUCGCUUACAGCUUUAUUAUCCACCUGCCAAGCCUCGAGCACCAUCAGAUGUUGUUGAGAUCUUUGAAUGGUGGUCCAAAUGUCCAAGAAAUCGCUAUCCAUCGACACUGUACGUAACUGUUCGAGGAUUGAAAGUCCCAGACUGUAUAAAACCCUCCUAUCGGUCUAUGAUGGCUCUUCAGGAGGAAAAAGGUAAACCAGUGUAUUGUGAGCGGCACUCUGAGUCGAGUCCAGUGGACUCAGAACCUGACAUGGAAGAUGCAAAGGAUGUCGUCAAGUGGAAACGACUGCCCGGACAGGCCUGCCGUAUCCCAAACAAGCACCUCUUUUCACUAAACGCCGGAGAACGAGGAUGUUUCUGCCUUGCUUUCUCCCAGAAUGGAAGAAUCCUAGCAGCAGCCUGUGCCAGCAGGGACGGCUACCCGGUCAUCUUGUACGAAAUCCCUACGGGACGAUUCAUGAGAGAGCUGUGUGGCCAUCUCAAUAUCAUUUAUGAUCUUUGCUGGUCAAAGGAUGACCGCUAUAUCCUGACUGCAUCGUCGGACGGCACAGCCAGGAUAUGGAAAAAUGAAAUAAACAAUACCAGUACUUUCCGAGUUUUGCCUCAUCCUUCCUUUGUUUACACGGCUAAAUUCCAUCCAGCUGUGAAGGAGCUGGUGGUGACAGGAUGCUAUGAUUCUGUGAUACGGAUAUGGAAAGUGGAUACAAGAGAGAAUCCUGCCAUAUUGAUCCGACAGUUUGACACUCACAAGAGUUUUAUCAACUCUCUCUGUUUUGAUACUGAAGGCCAUCACAUGUACUCGGGAGACUGCAUGGGCGUGAUUGUUGUGUGGAAUACCUACGUCAAAGCCAGCGAAGCACAGCACUCGGUGCGCCACUGGACUGUAAGCAAGGAAAUUAAAGAGAGUGAAUUUAAAGGUGUCCCAAUAAGCUAUUUGGAGGUUCAUCCCAAUGGGAAACGCUUGUUAAUCCACACCAAAGACAGUGCUUUGAGGAUUAUGGACCUCCGCAUAUUAGCAGCAAGGAAAUUUGUAGGUGCUGCGAAUUACCGGGAGAAGCUCCAUAGUACAUUGACACCAUGCGGGACUUUUCUUUUUGCUGGAAGUGAGGAUGGUAUCGUGUAUGUUUGGAACCCAGAAACAGGCGAACAGGUAGCAAUGUACUCUGACCUUCCUUUCAAGUCACCCAUUCGAGACAUCGCUUAUCACCCUCUCGAACAUUUGGUUGCGUUUUGUGCCUUUGGGCAGAAUGAGCCGAUUCUUCUUUAUAUUUAUGAUUUCCAUGUUGCCCAGCAAGAGGCAGAAAUGUUCAAGCGCUACAAUGGAACACUUCCAUUACCUGGAAUACACCAAAGUCAAGAUGCGCUAUGCACCUGCCCGAAGCUGCCUCAUCAAGGCUCUUUCCAGAUUGAUGACUUUUCCCACACUGCAAACUCCUCAUUGAAGAUGCAGCAAGUGAAACAGAGGCUGGAUUCUGUCACGGAGGUGAUCCGUGCCUGCGCUGCAAAGUGUGCUGCAUACGAUCCUUUUGCAAUGGCGGCUGACUGUACAAAGAAUAAAAGGUUUCACAUGUUGGAAGGGCUUUCUGGAGAAGGCCCGCCAGUCAACAGAAACCUCUCCUUAACUUCAGCCGCAUCCUCCUUACCCCAGCCCAAGUUAAAGCAGGCAAACUUGCUGUCCGCUCAUGAGAUGCUGCGCCCGUUUGGUUUCGCUCAGACUGGGAGUGUCAGCACAGAAAGAAGGCCCUGCAGCCAGCACGGAGACACAGCGCCAGCGAUGCAUGAUCUGACCACUGCUUACUCAGCCUCAGCUUCCCCUGCCCUUCCAACUAAGCCCUCUCUGCGAAGACCACGUUCCUCACCCUGUAUUCUCAACAAGGUAGUGGCUCUUUAUGACUACACAGCGAAUCGAUCAGAUGAACUCACCAUCCAUCGCGGAGACAUUAUCCGAGUGUUUUUCAAAGAUAAUGAAGACUGGUGGUACGGCAGCUUAGGGAAGGGCCAGGAAGGUUAUUUUCCAGCUAAUCAUGUGGCUAGUGAAACACUUUAUCAAGAACUGCCUCCAGAAAUAAAGGAGCGAUCCCCUCCUUUGAGCCCCAAGGAGAAAACCAAAACAGAAAAACCGUCUUCAGCUUCUCAAAAGCACUCACUGCUGAGGGGCAAGUCCUCGGACUUCAGACUGGGCUCGGAGACCAUGACACAUUCUGCCGUGAGCAAAAAGCAGAGCCGGGAGACCCGGGCACACACACUGGACAUGCAGGUGAAGAAGACUGAGCAGAUGGGCCGGAAAGUCACCUUAAUAGAGUAAAGAGUUGAAGAAAACUUCAGAGGCAAAGAAUCAGUUGAAUGGAAAUGAAACAACACAUUAACCCAAGUGCAAUGUCUCGUCAACGUUCAGAACUUAAAGAUACUAAGGGAAAAAGGAAGGAUCUGCUAUAUCUUGCCCUCAGGAGAGCAUCCAAGAAAAUGUGCAGCAGAGUAUGGGCGGAAAAACAAAUGUGGCCUUUGGGCUUAAUUGUUACAAAUCAGUGUGAUUGUUGUUGGCCAAAUGAUUGGUACUCUUAUGUAUCAAUGAUUGUAUCAGAGUUAUACGACCAUGAUUGGAAAACCCAUUAAGAAAAACAACUUACUCGUUACUAAGUAAACAUGAAGAGAAAGAGUUUGCUUUGUUAACAGAAUGCCAGUUAAGUAGUCCUGUAAUGUUAUUGCAUAUGUAUUGUGGUUAUGUGUAUGAAUGCUCAGAGUUGAACUUCAACUUUAUUUAAAAGAUAAAGCACCUUCAGAAUAUUGUGUACUCCAAAUGGUCUUUUAAGAAGUUAUUACUAUGGGAACUAUUUGCAUUUUUAGUAUUACAAUUUUGUAUUUGUUUUGAAAGAGUCAUGUGUAACUUGUAAUAUCCCUAAACCCAUAGGGGGUGUUUGUUGGACUGGUAACAUUCUUCUCAUUGUUUUUUUUAUGUCUUAAAAAUGUUUUUCAUAUUUAAACCAUGUAAGCAGUUUUUGGACUGACACUGUUUCAAUAUUUAUUUUAGUCUCAAUAUUUGUUCAUAAAUUAUCAUGUUGAAUUAUUUAUUUCAUUUGUUCCAGAAUAACAGUAUCAUUGGUACUGUCGUGACUCUAUAACUGUGCAUUUUGAAAUACGACAUUAUAACAGGAAAAUUCUUUUUUGGUUGCAUGUGUGUUUUUUCCCCUUUGAUUGUUCUUUUUCCAUAUGUGAUUCUAAAUCGGCUGAUAAAAUAUUUAACCCCAAGAUGAUUAAAAUUAGAAAAACUUUUUGCCAAAUUCUGAAAUUGGCUCCAUUAAAAUAAGAAGUGAGAAACCCAGCAUGGGCACUCGAGUGUAAAUUUUGUCCAGAUGUAUACCCGGUGGGCAAUAGCUCUAGUCAAAAUAUGUUUGGCCUUUUUCCCUGCACGUGUUUGGAGGCCCUAAAACUGGUAAGCAUGCCUCUGCUGUGUACAACCUUCUUGUUUGUGAUGAAGGCAUUUCACAAGCGGCAGUAGCACCGGUAUCCAUUGUGAGGUGGCACUAAGCACGUGGUGGAGACCCCCAUGUGUGUGUGUCAGGCCCAUCUGCGUCUGGCCAGCGUGCCCCCUUCAUGCAAGCUAUUUCUGUCUUGUGAGUGCACUUGACAAUUGAAAAAAUAAAAGCAUACCUCUGUCUGCAAUUUCA